Molecule: messenger RNA, 764 nt
Organism: Cephus cinctus (wheat stem sawfly)
Lineage: Eukaryota; Metazoa; Arthropoda; Insecta; Hymenoptera; Cephidae
Product: fas apoptotic inhibitory molecule 1
Exons: 5
Coding region: 141-740 (199 amino acids)
Biological process (GO): canonical NF-kappaB signal transduction; negative regulation of extrinsic apoptotic signaling pathway via death domain receptors; positive regulation of neurogenesis
Source: RefSeq, a predicted model, not a curated record
AACUAACAUAUGAUAUAUAACGUAUCAGACACUGACUAUUCCACAAUGUAAUGACAUAUCGAUCUGAAACUUCCGUCCCUGGCAGUUGUAAUCAAUAACCAGCACAGUACAGAAACAGCAGGAACAGGUAGCAGGGCUUUAUGGCGAUUACCCUGCUGCGAAGUCUGCAAGCUUUGGAAAUGUCUGGAAGUGAAUCUACUGCCAGAUGGAAUGUUCCACUUAGUGAUGGUAACCAUGUGGUGGAAUUUGAACAUGGAACAGCAACUGGAAAACGAAUAGUGAAGGUAGAUGGGAAAGUUUUGGUCCACAGAGAUUGGAUGUUCAGAUUGGUGGGAGAUGAAGUUAUUAUGUUUGCUGGGACCAAAUUUGUCAUUAGAGUUGAUCCUAUACCAGGACUUAAAUAUUCUUAUACGCUAUGGGUCAAUAACAAAAGCUACAAGAAUUUUGUUCAGUCUCAGUCAAAGGUAUUGCAGCCUUGGUUAACUAGUGUUGGGGAUAAUCAAUACAGGGUUGUACUAGAUAAGAAUACUCAGGCUGUGUGGGUCAAUGGAAAAGAAGUAGAUGUCGAAAACGAAUUCGUGGAUGGUGGUGCGGAGAUGAUGUUCACAAUAGGCGGAGUACCGGCUGUCAUAAGAUCUUGUAGUUCGGGUCAGAAAAAUGUUGGAAUCAAUUACGUUUUAUAUUUGGAUGGCGUAGAAGUCAAAGAGCAAGAAUUAUUUCCUACAGCAACUGCCAAAUAAUAAAAUCAGUACAAAUUAGCUAUA